This is a messenger RNA of Oldenlandia corymbosa var. corymbosa, 2517 nucleotides long. Lineage: Eukaryota; Viridiplantae; Streptophyta; Magnoliopsida; Gentianales; Rubiaceae. The record is from the annotation of a GenBank genome assembly.
GUGGUGUGGCAACAGUGGCGACUGGCGACUACGAAAUCAACAAGACCGGAGGCGCGUGUCUAACGUCAGUCCGCCAUCCGUCAAACACCAUACAUUUUUUUUUUCUUUUCUGAUGAAAAAUCAACCACCGCAUCGUCUUCUUAUGUUUAUUAUUCCCUUUAGAGUUUAGCCCAUUUUCAAAACCAAACAAAACUUUUGGCAGCCACAAUUUCCCCGGAAAACUAAUACUGAGUGACCACUAUAUACUACUACUACUACAAUAUAUAUAUAAGCUUAUCACCCAUCUCCCCAACAACUCCCUCUCCAGCAUUAUCCCCGAGUCAUCUCCGAGUUGGCUCCGAUUCUCUGGGGUUCAGUUCAACGAAACAAUGGAGGUCGUCGAAACUCACGCUCACGCUCUCUCUUCCUUUGAUCACAACUCCAAUCCUACUUUUCCUUUUACUCCCGCUGCUUCGGGUUUCGAGCAUCCGGAGCGUCGCAGCGCCCUGGUGUCUCGAAGCCCCGACUUUAGCGGGUACAAUAACUCCGACUCUCCGGUGGUUCCGGAGGGUUUAGAGUCGGCGGUUUCUGCCGGAGAUAAUGAUCGUGAAUGCCUCGACAUUGGUGACGGCAUGGUGUCGGUUCUGAACUCCGUUGCGGAUCCUUCGGCGGAUGACGACCUUCAGAAAUGCGUCGCCGGAGAAGGAGAUGUCGCUGCGCGGAAGUUGGAGAGGUGUUCGUCGGAUGCGGCGAUGAGGCUGCAGAAAGCCUACCGGGGUUACCGCACCCGGCGCAUGUUGGCCGACUCCGCCGUCGUCGUGGAGGAGCUCUGGUGGCAAGCUAUAGAUUAUGCUCGAUUGAACCAUAGCACGAUUUCAUUUUUCAAUUUUUCCAAGGAAUCGCCUGUUUCGCGGUGGAGCCGUAUCAGCUUGAACGCUUCCAAGGUGGGUCAAGGAUUAUCUAAGGACGCCAAGGCACAGAAAUUAGCUUUCCAGCACUGGAUUGAAGCCAUUGAUCCAAGACAUCGUUAUGGGCACAGCUUACACAUAUAUUAUGAAGAGUGGUGUAAAGCUGAUGCUGGACAACCUUUCUUUUACUGGUUAGAUAUUGGAGAAGGUAGAGAAGUUGAUCUUGAAAAAUGCCCGCGAUCAAAGCUCCGUCAGCAGUGUAUCAAGUAUCUUGGACCUCAAGAAAGGGAACAUUAUGAGUAUGUGGUCAUCGACGGGAAAUUUCUGCAUAAGCAAACUGGAAAACAUCUUGAUACAAUGACUGGACCCAAAGGAGUGAAAUGGAUCUUCGUCAUGAGCACCUCUAACAAACUCUAUGCUGGAGUGAAGAAGAAAGGAAAUUUCCAUCAUUCCAGUUUCCUUGCUGGUGGGGUUACUUUAGCUGCUGGAAGGCUGGUAGUAGUUGAUGGAACGCUUAAGUCAAUCUCAGCUUACAGUGGACACUACCGCCCUACCGAUGAUAGCCUUGACAGCUUCCUACAAUAUCUGAAGGAAAAUGGUGUUAACCUGGAUGCAGUUGAGAUUCGAAGAGCGAAUGAAGAUUACGACAACUAUGAAGACGGGAAAUCAACCAAAGAGGUUCCAAGUUCUGAAGCUACAAAAGUGUCAGAUUCUCUUGAAGCUAAUGAUCCAGAUGAUAAGUUGGAACCAGCCGAAGUUCCGAAAACUGAAACUGUUGUGGAGUAUAAGAGGACUCUCUCAGGGGGUCUUCAGAGUCCUAGAGCGGAGGUCCCAAAGAAAGUGAUAUUGCAAAGGAUAAACUCCAAGAAAGCUGCAAGUUCCUACCAGUUAGGGAAUCAACUGUCACUGAAAUGGUCGACUGGCGUGGGGCCUAGGAUAGGUUGUGUUGCUGACUACCCUAUAGAGCUAAGGUUGCAGGCAUUGGAGCUCACUAACCUGUCACCAAGACAAUCUUCCCAGUCGUCGGCAACCACCCCCAGGCGCGGUUGUCUUGCCUCUCCCGUCAGAUGGUCAUCACAAGAAUUUGCUAACAAAGAUGUGGACACUUGAAUUUUGUCUAGUUUGGGUGUUCGCUGCUUUCCUUUGUUUUGGUGUUUUUUCUUUUUUCAUCUAUGAGACAAGGUUGGGCUUUUGUACAGGAACACAAUAUAAAUUGGAAGUCUAACAAUCCCAUCUUUUGGAACUUACUGUUGACUACAAGACAGAAUUCUGCAAAUCGAAUCAUGUGAAUCGCAGCUCAUUAAUUGGUAAUAUGCACACUAAUCCAAAAAAAAGAAAAAAGAAAAAAAAGAAGAUGUAUAGAGGUCGUAGUAAACUGGAAUUUUGUCUAGUAUGCGGCUUUAUUUCAUUAUUUGUUUUGCUUUCUCUCUUUUUUUAUGUAACAAGUUUGGGCUGUUAUAAAUGGCCACCCAGGAAUUCACAAAUCUGACUUUGUAACCCACUGGAUGACCAAAACAAGCCCAUCUUUGCAGCUAAUAUUCGCUGAGUUUAGUUAUGUGGUUGCAACUCGCCAGUCUCCUCUAAUGAGAAAUUCAAACCCAACCACCCCUUUGAAAGUUAUCGAUCAUAA